AUGGACCGGUUGGACCAACUGGCCUGUUGGUCCGAUGGACCGGUUGGACCAACUGGCCUGUUGGUCAAAUGGACCGGUUGGACCAACUGGCGUGUUGGUCCGAUGGACCGGUUGGACCAUCUGGCCUGUUGGUCCGAUGGACCGGUUGGACCAACUGGCCUGUUGGUCCGAUGGACCGGUUGGACCAACUGGCCUGUUGGUCAAAUGGACCGGUUGGACCAACUGGCGUGUUGGUCCGAUGGACCGGUUGGACCAUCUGGCCUGUUGGUCCGAUGGACCGGUUGGACCAACUGGCCUGUUGGUCCGAUGGACCGGAUGGACCAACAGGCCUGUUGGUCCGAUGGACCGGUUGGACUAACUGGCCUGUUGGUCCGAUGGACCGGUUGGACCAACUGGCCUGUUGGUUCGAUGGACCGGUUGGACCAACUGGCCUGUUGGUCUGAUGGACCGGUUGGACGAACUGGCUUGUUGGUCCGAUGGACCGGAUGGACCAACAGGCCUGUUGGUCCGAUGGACUGGUUGGACCAACUGGCCAGUUGGUCCGAUGGACCGCCUGUUGGUCCGAUGGACCGGUUGGACCAACUGGCCUGUUGGUCCGAUGGACCGGUUGGACCAACUGGCCUCUUGGUCCGAUGGACCGGUUGGACCAACUGGCUUGUUGGUUUGAUGGACCGGUUGGACCAACUGGCCUGUUGGUCCGAUGGACCGGUUGGACCAACUGGCCUGUUGGUCCGAUGGACCGGAUGGACCAACAGGCCUGUUGGUCCGAUGGACUGGUUGGACCAACUGGCCAGUUGGUCCGAUGGACCAGUUGGACCAACUGGCCUGUUGGUCCGAUGGACCGGUUGGACCAACUGGCCUGUUGGUCCGAUGGACCGGAUGGACCAACAGGCCUGUUGGUCCGAUGGACCGGUUGGACCAAUUGGCCUGUUGGUCAAAUGGACCGGUUGGACCAACUGGCGUGUUGGUCCGAUGGACCGGUUGGACCAACUGGCCUGUUGGUCCGAUGGACCGGUUGGACCAACUGGCCUGUUGGUCCGAUGGACCGGUUGGAUCAACUGUCCUGUUGGUCCGAUGGACCGGUUGGAUCAACUGUCCUGUUGGUCCAAUGGACCGGUUGGAUCAACUGUCCUGUUGGUCCGAUGGACCGGUUGGACCAACUGGCCUGUUGGUCCGAUGGACCGGUUGGACCAACUGGCCUGUUGGUCAAAUGGACCGGUUGGACCAACUGGCGUGUUGGUCCGAUGGACCGGUUGGACCAUCUGGCCUGUUGGUCCGAUGGACCGGUUGGACCAACUGGCCUGUUGGUCCGAUGGACCGGUUGGACCAACUGGCCUGUUGGUCCGAUGGACCGGUUGGACCAACUGGCCUGUUGGUCCAAUGGACCGGUUGGACCAACUAGCCUGUUGGUCGAUGGACCGGUUGGACCAACUGGCCUGUUGGUCCGAUGGACCGGUUGGACCAACUGGCCUGUUGGUCCGAUGGACCGGUUGGACCAACUGGCCUGUUGGUCCGAUGGACCGGUUGGACCAACUGGCCUGUUUGUUCGAUGGACCAGUUGGACCAACUGGCCUGUUGGUCCGAUGGACCGGUUGGACCAACUGGCCUGUUGGUCCAAUGGACCGGUUGGACCAACUAGCCUGUUGGUCCGAUGGACCGGUUGGACCAACUGGCCUGUUGGUCCGAUGGACCGGUUGGACCAACUGGCCUCUUGGUCCGAUGGACCGGUUGGACCAACUGGCCUGUUGGUUUGAUGGACCGGUUGGACCAACUGGCCUGUUGGUCCGAUGGACCGGUUGGACCAACUGGCCUGUUGGUCCGAUGGACCGGAUGGACCAACAGGCCUGUUGGUCCGAUGGACUGGUUGGACCAACUGGCCAGUUGGUCCGAUGGACCGGUUGGACCAACUGGCCUGUUGGUCCGAUGGACCGGUUGGACCAACUGGCCUGUUGGUCCGAUGGACCGGAUGGACCAACAGGCCUGUUGGUCCGAUGGACCGGUUGGACCAACUGGCCUGUUGGUCAAAUGGACCGGUUGGACCAACUGGCGUGUUGGUCCGAUGGACCGGUUGGACCAACUGGCCUGUUGGUCCGAUGGACCGGUUGGACCAACUGGCCUGUUGGUCCGAUGGACCGGUUGGAUCAACUGUCCUGUUGGUCCGAUGGACUGGUUGGAUCAACUGUCCUGUUGGUCCAAUGGACCGGUUGGAUCAACUGUCCUGUUGGUCCGAUGGACCGGUUGGACCAACUGGCCUGUUGGUCCGAUGGACCGGUUGGACCAACUGGCCUGUUGGUCAAAUGGACCGGUUGGACCAACUGGCGUGUUGGUCCGAUGGACCGGUUGGACCAUCUGGCCUGUUGGUCCGAUGGACCGGUUGGACCAACUGGCCUGUUGGUCCGAUGGACCGGUUGGACCAACUGGCCUGUUGGUCAAAUGGACCGGUUGGACCAACUGGCGUGUUGGUCUGAUGGACCGGUUGGACCAUCUGGCCUGUUGGUCCGAUGGACCGGUUGGACCAACUGGCCUGUUGGUCCGAUGGACCGGUUGGACCAACUGGCCUGUUGGUCCGAUGGACCGGUUGGACCAACUGGCCUGUUGGUCCGAUGGACCGGAUGGACCAACAGGCCUGUUGGUCCGAUGGACUGGUUGGACCAACUGGCCAGUUGGUCCGAUGGACCGGUUGGACCAACUGGCCUGUUGGUCCGAUGGACCGGUUGGACCAACUGGCCUGUUGGUCCGAUGGACCGGAUGGACCAACAGGCCUGUUGGUCCGAUGGACCGGUUGGACCAACUGGCCUGUUGGUCAAAUGGACCGGUUGGACCAACUGGCGUGUUGGUCCGAUGGACCGGUUGGACCAACUGGCCUGUUGGUCCGAUGGACCGGUUGGACCAACUGGCCUGUUGGUCCGAUGGACCGGUUGGAUCAACUGUCCUGUUGGUCCGAUGGACUGGUUGGAUCAACUGUCCUGUUGGUCCAAUGGACCGGUUGGAUCAACUGUCCUGUUGGUCCGAUGGACCGGUUGGACCAACUGGCCUGUUGGUCCGAUGGACCGGUUGGACCAACUGGCCUGUUGGUCAAAUGGACCGGUUGGACCAACUGGCGUGUUGGUCCGAUGGACCGGUUGGACCAUCUGGCCUGUUGGUCCGAUGGACCGGUUGGACCAACUGGCCUGUUGGUCCGAUGGACCGGUUGGACCAACUGGCCUGUUGGUCAAAUGGACCGGUUGGACCAACUGGCGUGUUGGUCCGAUGGACCGGUUGGACCAUCUGGCCUGUUGGUCCGAUGGACCGGUUGGACCAACUGGCCUGUUGGUCCGAUGGACCGGUUGGACCAACAGGCCUGUUGGUCCGAUGGACCGGUUGGACCAACAGGCCUGUUGGUCCGAUGGACCGGUUGGACCAACUGGCUUGUUGGUCCGAUGA
This is a messenger RNA of Closterium sp. Naga37s-1, 3423 nucleotides long. NCBI's taxonomy places the organism in Eukaryota, Viridiplantae, Streptophyta, Zygnematophyceae, Desmidiales, Closteriaceae. The record is from the annotation of a GenBank genome assembly.